Molecule: messenger RNA, 1906 nt
Organism: Acomys russatus (golden spiny mouse)
Lineage: Eukaryota; Metazoa; Chordata; Mammalia; Rodentia; Muridae
Gene: Rec8
Product: REC8 meiotic recombination protein
Exons: 20
Coding region: 149-1906 (585 amino acids)
Biological process (GO): replication-born double-strand break repair via sister chromatid exchange; synaptonemal complex assembly; mitotic sister chromatid cohesion
Cellular component (GO): cohesin complex; synaptonemal complex
Molecular function (GO): chromatin binding; protein binding
Source: RefSeq, a predicted model, not a curated record
AGAGGACCUGUUCCUGUGUUUCUGCCCGGUCUUCUCUUGGAGCUCCGCAUCUCUGCCAGGACGCAAUCCUGAAGGGUGUUGGAAAUCCUAAAGAGUUCGGAUUAAGAUCCAAACGGGAUUGGUUCUGAGCGUGAACCCCAGAGCAAAGAUGUUCUACUAUCCCAACGUGCUUCAGCGCCACACAGGCUGCUUCGCCACUAUCUGGCUGGCAGCAACCCGAGGCAGCCGGUUGGUGAAGCGUGAAUACCUAAAAGUGAAUGUAGUAAAAACCUGCGAGGAAAUCCUCAAUUACGUCCUGGUCCGAGUGCAGCCUCCCAAGCCCGGCCUGCCCCGCCCCCGCUUCUCCCUCUAUCUCUCCGCCCAGCUGCAGAUUGGUGUGAUUAGGGUCUACUUUCAGCAGUGCCAGUAUCUUGUGGAAGACAUCCAGCAUAUCCUAGAACACCUGCACCGGACCCAGCUGCAGAUUCGCAUUGAUAUGGAGGAGGCUGACCUACCUAGCUUGCUUCUCCCCAACUGCCUGGCCAUGAUGAAGAUGCUGGAAGACGCCCCAGAACCCUUUUUUGGGACAAUGUCUGUGGACCCCGGACUCCCUAGUCCCUUUGAUAUUCCUCAGGUUCGACACCUUUUAGAGGCUGCCACCCCGGAGAAGAUUCCCGAGGAGUCCCUUCCUGAAGUCACUCCCGAGCCCAGGAAGCCAGGCAGGACCGUAGCCACUGUGCAGUCUCCUGAGGUCAUCACACUCCAGGAGGCAGAGCCCAUACGCAUGCUGCGGAUUGAGGGAGAGCAGGAUCUCCCAGAGAUCAGCCGAGGAGACUUGGACCUGCUGAUUGCAGAAGAAGAUGAUGCCAUCUUGUUAGAGGACCAUCAGAGACGCAGGCUUCUCACACGGCGGAGGCCUUCCCUGGCACUGGAUGAACCCAAGGAAGAACCCCGGGCCCUGGAAGGUGAUGGUGGGGUCCCGUCCCUUUCGCCUCUAGCUCCUGCACCGGUUGAAGGGAUAAGAGAGCCACUUCCAGGCCAGAUCUUGGCUCCUGAAGUACAGAAGUUGUCAGGCUGGGAGCCUGGGACCCUACUCACUGAGGUGACACCCCCUCAGGAGCUGCGUCUGCCUGCCCCACCUAGUGCAGAGAAGAGGCCCCGGUCUCCUCAGAGCCCACCUGGCCGCCGUCGCCGUCGCCAGUUACUAUUCUGGGACAAAGAGACUCAGAUCUCUCGCGAGAAAUUUGAGGAACAACUGCAGCCCAGAGUUCACUGCUGGGAGUAUCCAGUGGUCCAGCCUCCCAAGAGGAUGACCAGAAGCCCGGCAGAGCUCUUCAGAGCCCCAACUCUCUCUGGCUGGUUAUGCCCAGAACUCCUAGCUUUAUGGACCCACUGUGCCCAGGUACCCCCAAGAAUGCUCAGAGAAGGUCCACAGAUGGAGACGGAAGAGGCAGCUGAGGAAAGGAGAAAAACUGAAGCUCUUAGUGAGAUUGAGGUUCUGAGGGAAGGCCAGGAGCCCAGCGGCCCCCUCAUGCUGUCCUCAGAGCUUUCCCUAGAAGCAGCCGAAGAGGAAAAGUCUCGCACCAGCCUCAUCCCCCCAGAAGAACGCUGGGCCUGGAUGGAGGAGGGGCAGCCAGAGGCCCCUGCACUGCCCAUGCUGCCUGAAAUCCCUGAAGUGCCCAUAGAGAUGCCCCUAGGGCCUGAAGAAGCACUCUCCUCAGAGGCUGUGCUUAGGGCCGUAGCACUGGAGCUGCAGGCCAACAGGCAGCCUGACUUUGGCAGCCUGGUGCCCCCUCUCAGCCCCCGGAGGUUGGCUUCUCGGGUCUUCUAUCUGCUCUUGAUGCUGUGUGCACAGAAGAUCCUUCUCGUGGAACAAGAGAAGCCAUAUGGGCGUCUCCUGAUUCACCCUGGACCCAAAUUCCACUGA